Messenger RNA from Peromyscus maniculatus bairdii (prairie deer mouse), 3934 nucleotides. It is a transcript of the gene Dctn4, whose product is annotated as dynactin subunit 4. Gene Ontology annotation, cellular component: dynactin complex. The record is from RefSeq and is a predicted model, not a curated record. Lineage: Eukaryota; Metazoa; Chordata; Mammalia; Rodentia; Cricetidae.
CACGUGACGGGUGCGCCGGGCGUUGGCUCCUCCCUCCCCAAGAUGGCGUCCCUGCUGCAGUCGGAGAGGGUUCUCUAUCUCGUCCAAGGAGAAAAGAAGGUUCGGGCCCCGCUCUCGCAGCUCUACUUCUGCCGCUACUGCAGCGAGCUGCGGUCGCUGGAAUGUGUGUCGCACGAGGUGGAUUCACAUUAUUGUCCCAGCUGCUUAGAAAACAUGCCAUCAGCUGAAGCCAAAUUAAAAAAGAAUAGAUGUGCCAACUGCUUUGACUGUCCUGGAUGCAUGCACACUCUUUCCACCCGGGCAACAAGCAUCUCCACACAGCUUCCAGAUGACCCAGCCAAAACCACCAUGAAGAAAGCCUACUACUUGGCCUGUGGAUUUUGUCGAUGGACUUCUAGAGAUGUGGGCAUGGCAGACAAAUCUGUAGCUAGUGGCGGUUGGCAAGAACCAGAAAAUCCUCACACACAACGGAUGAAUAAGUUGAUUGAAUAUUACCAGCAGCUUGCUCAGAAGGAAAAGGUUGAACGAGAUCGCAAGAAACUGGCACGGCGUAGAAACUAUAUGCCUUUGGCUUUCUCGCAACACACUAUUCAUGUAGUGGACAAGUACAGUCUCGGGACCAGGCUUCAGCGACCACGAGCUGGUGCAUCCAUUAGCACUCUUGCUGGACUUUCCCUUAGAGAAGGAGAAGACCAGAAGGAGGUAAAGAUUGAGCCAGCUCAGGCCGUUGCUGAAGUGGAACCUCUGCCUGAAGACUAUUACACACGACCAGUGAACUUAACGGAAGUGACCACCCUUCAGCAGCGCCUCUUACAGCCUGACUUCCAGCCAGUCUCUGCUUCACAGCUCUAUCCUCGACACAAGCACCUUCUGAUCAAACGGUCCCUGCGCUGUCGGAAAUGUGAACAUAACUUAAGCAAGCCAGAAUUUAAUCCAACAUCUAUCAAAUUCAAAAUCCAGUUGGUUGCUGUCAACUAUAUUCCAGAAGUGAGAAUCAUGUCAAUCCCCAACCUUCGCUACAUGAAGGAGAGCCAGGUCCUCCUGACUCUUACAAAUCCGGUAGAGAACCUCACCCAUGUGACUCUGUUGGAGUGUGAAGAGGGGGACCCUGAUAACAUCAACAGCACUGCUAAGGUGGUGGUGCCUCCCAAAGAGCUUGUUUUAGCCGGCAAGGAUGCAGCAGCAGAAUAUGAUGAGCUGGCAGAGCCCCAGGACUUCCAGGAUGACCCUGACAUCGUAGCUUUCCGAAAAGCCAACAAAGUGGGCAUCUUCAUCAAAGUCACCCCACAGCGUGAGGAAGGUGAAGUGACCGUGUGCUUCAAGAUGAAACAUGAUUUUAAAAACCUGGCCGCCCCCAUCCGCCCGAUGGAAGAAAGUGACCAGGGCACAGAGGUCAUCUGGCUUACUCAGCAUGUGGAACUGAGCUUUGGCCCUCUUCUUCCUUAAAACAAAGUCACCUGGUGGGCAGAUGUCCCCACAGCUGUGCCACCACAUCUCUGUAACAGUGUGGAAGCUGCUGCUUCAUUAGACGUGUUUAUAAAGAUGUACCCAUCACUAAAUCCUGUUCCUAGGAGUGGAGGCAGGCCAGGAUUGGGAGCACAGGGUCACUGCUGUUCCACCUGCUCUCUCUGUGGACACCAGGAAGUCUGUGUCUCCCGCACUAAGCCCUGCACGUUGAGUACCAGCCUAACUCCAUCCCAGUAAAUUGGGUGUUCCUCGGAGGGGCAUUCGAUUUACUCCCUGAGAAAUGGGCCUUGUACCUGUCACGGUUUGACCGAAAAACCUUAGAAUGGUAAUCCAGAGAAGACCUGCUAUUCGGGCCCAGCAUUGGUCUCUGUUCCAACUGCUUUCGGCAUUCCAUUAAGGAUAACCUAGUAAUUAUAACCCUUCACUUGCCGUGGCUCUCACUUUGCCGUUGAUUUCCAUAUGACAGAGAAUUAGGAUUGUCACAGUGUCUCUAACUUUGUGAUGACAGGACAUGGCUUUCUUAAGGCACUCCAUUUGUCUCCUGUAAAGGACUACAGUAUACCUAUCCGUUGUCCUUCAUUUUCCUCAGUAGUACACGGAACUUUAAGGAUUUGAGUUGCAAGCAAUUACAUACCACGAAGUUCCAUUUGUUUUAAUAUUACCCUAAUAUUCAGGGGCUAAUAAUGCCACAGGGAGACAGCCUUUAUAGAUCUCACUCUCUGCCCUUCUCUACUCUGGUUUUGUUUUGUGGGGUGAGUGGAUUUUGUUUUUGUUUGUUUGGUUUUGGUUUUUUGUUUUUGUUUUUGUUUUCUUUUCCAUUUAUUUUUUCACAUAGGUUCCCUCCAUGUAACUCUGGCCUGGAACUCCAUAUGUAUACCAAGCUAACCUUGAACUCACCUCCUAGGAGUAAAAACACUUGUCACCACACCCAGCUCUCUGCUCUGUUGUGUAAUUCAAGGAAUGUUCUAAUGUUGGGUUUAGAAAGAGAGCCAAGACAGUGUAAAUGGACAUACUCAACUCUGGGAUUCAGAGAACAUUUUAAACUUUGCCUUUUUAGCAUGAUAUAAACUGACGUGUUUCCACUGAGCUGAAGGAGAAAUUAACCAUCAGUCUCUUAAAUCCAAAACUGGAUGUAAAAAGAACCUUUCCCUUGGUGGGUGUAAGACUUGUGCUGAUUCAAGUGAGACCAUUUCGAUGGUAAGCCACAGCAGUUGAGCAAGGAGCCAGAGUGCUGGCCUAACCCAGACAUGCCGUUCCUCUCCAGUUCUAACACUGAGUUGCAAACCUUGAUUUCUGGGAUGUUUUCUAAACGAGUUGAAAGCCAACCAGCUGCACCACUUCCCUGAAAGUUCCUAGCACAUGGCCAGCAGCCCUUGGAAGAGUUCCUGUCUACAAACCCCGCUUUGGUCUUCACUUUCUGUCUUUAGGAGCUUUGGUUUGGUUUGUUUUAAGGGAUAGAGAAUCUGGACUACAGAUAGAAAAUAGUCUUGGUUAGUUCCCCUUAAAAGAGGAAACUAGGAAGCUAUUGAAAGACACUGUCUUCUUUAAGAUCAAGCCAAUUUUAUGAAACAAUAUUCUCACAGAGUAAUAUAUUUACCUCAGUAUAAGAAGAAUACUGGUGUUAUGAGAACAGUAACUAAAGUUUAACCUCAUAGAAGCUGGAGCAGGGAGUUGGGUAAUUACAAGUUUUAAACUACAGAAAGUGAUUUUUUUUAUAUAUAUAACUUCACAAAGCCUCAAGUUCGAGCCUUCUGUGAAACCAUUCCUCAGUGUCUGCUUGGGUGGGGGGAAUCAAAGUGCAGGUGGCUUCCUAAGUCCACACAUUGUGGAGACCGUUGUCUGCAUGCCUUUAGGCGGUGAAACUGAUACUUACUCCCCAGAAAACGUUGACAUAUGGGUCUACUCCUGGGUGAUAAACACUGAAAACACUUUUGAACAUACAAUGUCUGUUUAAGAAGUCAAGUUAACUUAAAAAUAACCGCUGUUGGCUGUUUCAAGGUGAGUUUAGUGUAAGCUGGUCUUGUGUUCUUAGAAAAGGUUCAACACCUGCAGCUGGUGAAUUAGGAGUUGCGCCGAUCGAUCACCCUUCUGGUAUUAGAUCAGGUGCAGCUGUAGCUGGUGAAUUAGAAAUUGUGUCUAUCGCCCUUCUGAUACUAGGUCAGUGCAGGGUUUUUAUUACUAGUCAGUGUGCACCAGGACUCAAGAGUCAGGAGUCCUUAGCACUUGAAACUACAAUUUGGAAACUUAAAGCUAAGUUACUUUAGGUUUGUGAAUUGAUUUACACACCAAAAUUUUCUUUUGUUCCAAAUAUAUGCUAUAAGCAUACUGCACUAAAUGCCACUGCAUCUUUGUAAUAAGCAUCCUUCUUGGCUCCUUUUGGGGAUGAGAGGCACUCCUUGACUUAUGAAUAACAAGUUACUGUUUUGCCUUAUUGCUUAAUGUAGUGAAAUAAAGCGACAAAACUUGA